UGUUUCCGGGUGAGCCUGUGCCCUUGGCUGGUAGUGAUCGCUAUGGCGGCUCUUGUGAGGAUCGGCUCUGUCUGUCGGAGGAGCGUCCCGCCUCUGUUAUUCCGCAGUUCAUCUCUUGUCCGACCUUUGGCUGCACGUAAAAAGGACCAGGAAUAUCCGUAUUUGUUCACAGCUGAGAUACACGCGUCGCCUUCUUGCAAUGCAAGCGCCGGGUCCAAAGCUGCCUCACUGCACUGGACAGGGGAGCGAGUCCUGAGUGUAAUUCUCCUCAGCAUGGGCCCUAUGGCCUAUUUCUAUCCAGGCCCUGUAAUGGACUGCUCCUUGGCGGCAGCACUUACUUUGCAUGGACACUGGGGGCUGGGCCAGGUUGUGACGGACUACGUUCAUGGAGAUUCUAAAGUCAAGCUGGCCAGAGCAGGCCUCUUCCUUCUGUCUACGGUCACCUUUGCGGGUCUCUGCUACUUUAACUACCACGAUGUCGGGAUUUGUAAAGCAGUGGCUCUUCUGUGGAGUAAAUAGAUGGACUGAAUUGAAGGGGUGGGGAAAGUGAAGUCCGGGGUCCUGGAGCUUUUCUCAUCAUGUCCCAGUUGUUUGUACACAUUUGCGGGAUUCUGUGUAAAUUCUAUAAAUAUAUCAUUUUGACAAUAUACCACAUCGAUGCACAAGUGUUUAUAAUUAAUUGAUUGCUAAUGAGCGGAUAGAUGAAGUGACUGUCGUGGUUAUUUUUUUUUUUAUUCUAAGUUUAAAACUACGACUGCACCAUAUUUCAUAUGGUUAGCGUUUAACAAGGGAAAAUAUCCGUGUCUAGUUAUGUCUGUCCAAGCCGUUUUAAUUGUUGUCCUCAGCCCACAGUUCAGCUCUGAUUACCCAGCUUGAAUGCUUUUUGUGAAACCAGUUUGGUUGAGCUCUUUUAUGGAGGCAUUCUGAGGUAUUUAUCACCGAUGAUAGACAUUAAUUAAUGUAACAUGUUUUUUUUUCCUCAGGCUGUUAGAGACCCUCACGUUUCCCUACCAUGACGUUUGUUUUUUUGUGACUGAAGUCUUCCUUGAUUGGUAAUUGCAGUUGAGAGGAAGACCACUGAGCACUUCAGCCUCAGAUAGCACCUUUGCAUGGCCUCAGUUCAGAUCAAAUCGAGCAUGUAUUAGUAGUUUGUCAUUAACCUGUAAUCAGUGGGCAACACCUUGUAACGUGUGACGCUCUGCUUAUGUUCGUUGGCUUUGUCUGCAGUUUUAGCUGUCUCUAUAUGCCUUUCCCUUAAUAAGACUUGCGGCUCAGUGUGAUCAAAAUGAUCGAAAGCAGGUUCGCUCAGUCACGUCUGCCUCUGUACUAAGGUGUGGAAUCAGAUUUUGUAUCGAUCAGGACUGUUUUCUGUAAAGUUGGGGUAUAAUGUGGGUGUAUUUGAUCUCAAAUGAAAAGAAAAAAAAAGACGAUCUUUGUAAACAUGAUAUCCGUGCUUAAGUGUGUUUGUUAAAGCUCAGGCUUGAUCACGAGUGAGACGUCACUCUGUCGCUCAGUGUUCUAGAUCUGCUCUGUCAGAUUUGAAUGCCCAAGGGUAACUGUAUUAAGCCUCACCACAAUAAAGCAAGUUUUGUGGA
Pygocentrus nattereri (red-bellied piranha) is the source of this 1595-nucleotide messenger RNA. It is a transcript of the gene sdhdb, whose product is annotated as succinate dehydrogenase complex, subunit D, integral membrane protein b. Gene Ontology annotation, molecular function: ubiquinone binding; heme binding. The record is from RefSeq and is a predicted model, not a curated record. Gene Ontology annotation, biological process: mitochondrial electron transport, succinate to ubiquinone; tricarboxylic acid cycle. The transcript is spliced from 4 exons. The coding region runs from base 43 to 519 and encodes 158 amino acids. Gene Ontology annotation, cellular component: membrane; mitochondrial envelope. Lineage: Eukaryota; Metazoa; Chordata; Actinopteri; Characiformes; Serrasalmidae.